Grosmannia clavigera kw1407 is the source of this 810-nucleotide messenger RNA. RefSeq lists its product as uncharacterized. Gene Ontology annotation, cellular component: membrane. NCBI's taxonomy places the organism in Eukaryota, Fungi, Ascomycota, Sordariomycetes, Ophiostomatales, Ophiostomataceae. Bases 1 to 810 code for a protein of 269 amino acids. The record is from RefSeq and is a predicted model, not a curated record. The transcript has 3 exons.
AUGGCAUCUGUCUUUGGCUUCGGCGCCGAUUCUGGCGCGCGCACCGUCGGACGCGAGCACUUUCCCGUCUAUCCCCGAGGCUUCUUCGGCCUGCGCAUCGCACAGCUGGUCCUCGCCCUGAUCGUCCUCGGCCUCGACGCCUACGGCCUGUACAGCCUGUCCUUUUCCGGGGACGGGCUCAACAUGUUCACGUGCAUCGCCACCGUCAUCACCUGUGUCUACCUCCUCGUCGCCGAGCUCGCCGUUUCGGCCAUCUUCAACUACUGGGCCGCCCUCGGGCUGGACAUUUUCUUGGUCGUCUUCUGGCUGGUCUCCUUUGCCUUGAUGGCCUCGCAGGUGGCUCCCUUUAUGCGGACGUACGAUGAGUGCUACGGCGACUACUGCUACACGUACGCGCUCGACGGUUACGCCAAGACGUUUGCCGACUGCAUGGCUGCCGUGGCCGGACUCGGUGGCUUGGAGUUCCUCCUCUUCAUCGUCAGCCUCGCCAUCAGUGGCUUUGCCCUCCACCGUCACCGCGCCCUCGGCCUGCACUGCAUUCCCGGACAGGAACGAACCGUGGUCGGGGCCGGCGAGAAGGGUGUGCCGGUGGCCCUGCAGUCCAUCCAACCGGCCCAGUCGUUCCAGCAGCAGCCGGCUCAGCCACAACUUCAGCCACAGACUCAGCCACAGCAGUUCCAGGCCCCGGCCGCCGCCUACAGCCAGACCUUUACGCCGCCGCCUCCAUCAUCUACUCCCGGCGCCGUCUCGCCCCAGGCCACAUACUCCGGUGUUGCUCCCAAUACGACCUACUAUGAGGCUCAGGCGUAG